AUGAUGUUCAAGCAAAAAGUGGAAAACACGCGGAAAAAUUAGUGGGAGAGCAACAAAAAGAGCCAAAUCCUGUAGCGGAUUAGUGCAAGAGGUGCUCGGUGGCUGAUAAGUAAAUGAGCAGACGAAUAAAGGUGGAAGAAGAGGGGGCAAAACAAGCGUUGCUCUCAUCAGAAAUCCCCCAUAGCAACCAUUGAAACUCGGUCACAUUUUGGAAGAAGAGAGAAAAGUAGGAGACGUCUAAUUGGGGGAAGACAGAGUGGAUAAACAAUAUUUGUACUAUGAUCCGUCGGGAAAGAAAGAGUGCAAAUUGUCUAGACCCUGACACUAUGCAUCCCAUUUCCGCAUUUUAUUUUCAGAAACGGAGUUCGACACACGGAUGCUCGGAAGCGACUCAAUCACAAGUGUAAUUACCAGGAUAUUUGGCUAGUUCCGGGAAGAGCCGACGCCAGUUGUAGUUAGUUUUUGGGAUUACUGUAGUUCGAAAAAUCCGUAAAGUCGGCGUCCACGUAUCAAAAACGCAAUUGCAGCCCGUCCGGGAGCCAAGAAAGUGCUCGACAUCAAUCCGAGCCAAGUUCACAUCAAACCGGACGUCGUGCGAUUCCCCGGAUGCUUUACUCUUGAGAUUAAAAAUGUUAAGGUUAGUACGUAUAUUUCUACAGAAUUUCAUUCACAAUAUCCAUUUCAGGUCAAAGAUCUGCCAGAGGCCCUCGACAACAGUUUCUUCGCAAAAGCAGAGUAUCAGUGGUGGAAUGUGAAGGACUUUUCGAAUAUGAAAUGCCAGAAUGCCACCAAUAACGGGUGCGGGGGUUACGGUAACAAUUGGUUGGUGACAGGGCGUUUUUAACUUUUAAAAUGUUCGACAAUAUCAGCUAUUUCUGCGAUGUGUGCGAAUCGCUGACCGAUUUGGAGCAUCACGACGAGGACCCUUCGAACACGCUGGCUUCUCAACUCAAAGGAAUCAAUUGCCCGCAGAAACCUGGAUUUUACACAUUCAGAAAGGUGGGGUCAUUUGAUUUUUGGAAAAAGUUGGAUACUAUGGAUGUACAGGAGUUCUGCUUCAAUGAUUGGACGGCUUUCGACGCGGACGGCGACUGUGAGAUGGAUUUUUUGCAAGGCGAUCGAGGGGACUACAAAAGUGCUCUCGGAAGUCUGCAACAAGUCGGAUAUGUUAGUUUUAGAGCAUUUCCCAGACAAUUUGUGAUUCAUGAAAUCCAUUUUAGGGCUCGGUGAUUGCAAAAAUCCGUCUGGCCUUCAAUGCGACCGGAUCCAUCCUGCGCAAACGGCAACUGAAAGAAGAGCAAAUUGAGGAGACGGUUGCAAAGUUAGUGUGAAAGUGCGCCCCAUCGAAUCAUCGAACUUUUCCUUUUUUCAGAGAACUCGAGGAACGACGGCGAACUUGGGAUGUCAAUAACGGACAGUUCGACAAGUUCAGCCAGUGGUACAUUGAGUAUCGCAAGAAUUUGUGGCACAAGUAAGGGAGACCUUUUUCUAAAAAAAAACAGUCGUUUUGCAGAGACGACUACCUUCCAUGGCUAUUGUAUGAGAACGAGAUUUCGUGUCUGAAACUGACGUUUGACGUGUGUGAACGACCGCCGCGACGCAUCAAUUUCGGCGGUCGGAGCCGGUUUACUUGUGAAAAUUAA
Caenorhabditis sp. 36 PRJEB53466 is the source of this 1643-nucleotide messenger RNA. The record is from the annotation of a GenBank genome assembly. NCBI's taxonomy places the organism in Eukaryota, Metazoa, Nematoda, Chromadorea, Rhabditida, Rhabditidae.